UUAAUCAAUUGAUUUUGAUACAGCUAAAUCAAACCUUGAAUACAGGAAAUAAAUUCAAUAUCAAAUGAUUGUAUUUGGUAACCUAACACCAUUGUUGCCCUUUACCGACUGAUCGUCCACCAAAAGCGUCUCUGCAUUCCAUUCUCAGUAAAGGCACACGCGAUAGGUAUUUAUUUAUGUUGUCAAAUAGCUUUUUGUACAUGAAUGUAAAAAGAUUGCUCCUUAACAAAAAACUGAUUAAAUUGUGCAAUGAACUGGAAUAGCAAUUGGCCAAAAUUAAUUCGCAAACAGUCCAUCUUAGCGGUUCGUAUUGAAAAAUUCGGAGGGCUUAGGGAACCAAUCAGAAUUGAGCCAUAUAACAAAUAUGAUUUGUUGAUAUAAUAGAAACGCAAGAUGUGUUCUUAGCCUUGAAAGUCAUACCUAAUAGCUAUUAUUUUUAUAUUUUGGUCCAGAUAUACAGAAGCAAAAUGUAGAAAUAAUUAUUACAAUGUACAUGUUUAUCAAGUUCUUGUACAGUCUUCAAAAUGUUGUAGAAAAGGGUGGACUUUUGUAGACGGUCCACAUACACAUAUUGACAGGUCGCGAUCCAACUUACACAAGCUUACUAUGAUUUACACAAGGAAACCACAAGAUAUAAUAGAUACUUGUUUCAGUUGCAAGGUUCUGGUCAGACCAGCGUUAAACCUAUGUUGCGUUCUACUCUAAUUAAUUAUAAUUUUGUAAAACAGUUGGAACCGUGGCUGGAGACAUGUCACCUCAUGGCUUGGGAGGUAAGCUUAAAUUAAUGAAUGCACAGAUUAACACAAACAUUAAGCUUAGGUACAGUAGGAAGCUUCCUACAUUUGUGAAAAGUAAAUAAACUGGAAAGUCCUUAAAGAAAAGAAUUCUGAAUGCAAUUUGCUUUGCUUUCUUUCUUUAUUUCGGAAGAGGAGUCCAACUUACCUUCUCGUACGAAUGAGGUGGUGCGCUGCGAAGAACGUUUGUUGGCCUCCUGCAGAGGAGAGAACACUUCCCUGCCAAGUUUCCUUGUUCACUCUUUCGACGAGCUUUGCUGGCAGGCGCGGACGCUUACGAUGGCUAUCUGCAUAGUCCUACUCAACCCCAGAAAGGAGAACGCUGGAGUAAGGGAGGGGAUUGUGAGGGCUCUAAGAUGGCUAUCGGCGCAAUACCAUGGAAAGGGUUUGUUCUACUGGCCUGGAGAGACAUCCUCCACAGAUGGAAGGCGAGUUUGCAACAUGUUCGGUGUACGCUACACCAGCGAUGCCGUACUGGUCAUCGUUCCUUCCAGUUCCUCAAUGUGGAAACCAACAUUGCUAGAUGGUAUUGAAGAUAGCAGUAUCACUGCAACAAAUAUUGAAGACAGGCUGGCGACGGCAUUAGAGAAAGCAACAGAUAUGCUUAAAGUGCUGUCUAUACAAAGGGAGAAACUCGAAACUUUCAGGAGAGACAGGGCUGAGCAAGAAGAUGACUUGCUAAAAGCACAACAAAAUGAAUCGAACGAGAGAAGGGAAGGAGAGGAGAAGGAGAAAGAGAAGGUAGGAGAGGAGCAAAAAUUAGAGGAUAACGAUACUGAAGAGAAAGAUGCAAGGUCUGCAAGGAGAGCAAGGGUGAACGAAGAGCCGGUGUCGGGAAAUGUGAUUCGGGUCAGGUCCCGAAACGGGACACAGGAAAGGAGAUUUCAAACGGGAGCUCAUUUCCAGGUAAGAAGCCGCAGUAACUAAAAUUGCCUUAGUUGUAUACAUG
This is a messenger RNA of Orbicella faveolata, 1743 nucleotides long. RefSeq lists its product as uncharacterized. The record is from RefSeq and is a predicted model, not a curated record. NCBI's taxonomy places the organism in Eukaryota, Metazoa, Cnidaria, Anthozoa, Scleractinia, Merulinidae.